Messenger RNA from Didymodactylos carnosus, 1012 nucleotides. The record is from the annotation of a GenBank genome assembly. NCBI's taxonomy places the organism in Eukaryota, Metazoa, Rotifera, Eurotatoria, Philodinida, Philodinidae.
AUGUUAAAUAAAGCUCUAAGAUCUCGAGAUAUUGAUACAUUAAUUCUGUUUCAAUUUAUUAUUACUGAUUUGUAUGAACAAUUGAAAGAUUUACAUUACAACCAUAGAAUAAGCACAAGUGCACCAAUUCUUUGUGUUUAUCGUGGUCAACUACUAUCAAAAGUUGAACUGAAUGACAUGAAAUCAAGUAUUGGACGAUAUGUAUCAUUCUUCAGUUUCCUUUCAACGACGAAGGUUCGUGAAGUAGCACUUUCAUUUAUUACGAUUGCUGCGGAUGCUAGUAAAAAUAUGCCUGCUGCUAAAAAUGAUUUACAACGAGUUUUAUAUGAAAUCAAUAUUGAUCUAACAAGUGUAACUUCAAAACCUUAUGCUGAUAUUAAACCGCACAGUUAUUUUCAAACAGAAUCUGAAGUUCUAUUUACACUAGGUUCGAUCUUCAAAGUUGAAGGUAUUACAAGGACGAAAGAUGGCAUUUAUGUGAUAAAACUCGUACUGGCAAGUGAAAGUAAAUCAAAAUCGAAAGAAUUAUUACACUAUAUAAAAAGUAAUUUAGAGGAAAAACCAGAUAUCAUCUCGCUAGGUCAUGUACUGAAAGAAAUGGGUGCAUAUGAUAAAGCUGAGCAAUGUUUUGAACGACAACUAUGUGAACUAAAAGAUCAUAGUUCAUUUGAAGCUGCGCGCUGUUACAUAGGACUUGGAAAUUUGGCCUAUGUACAGGGUGAUAACGAUUUAGCCUUUGACUAUUCCCAAGAAGCAUUGAAAAUAAAUGAGUCAUUGUUCUUCGAUGAUGAAAAUUUAUCUGUUUGUUACAAUAAUAUGGCUAAUGCAUAUUCGUCGUCUAAAGAUGAUUAUCAAAAAGCCUUAAAAUAUCAUAAUAAAUCAUUAGCAUUAAAAACAAAAACAAAUGGUGGUGAUAGUCUGGAAGUUGCUAGAUCCUUCUUUAAUAUUGGUUUAACAAAUUAUCAUCAAGGAAAAUAUGAAAUUGCACUUAAGAAAUUUAAUCGAUCAUUAA